Messenger RNA from Penicillium samsonianum, 186 nucleotides. RefSeq lists its product as uncharacterized. Lineage: Eukaryota; Fungi; Ascomycota; Eurotiomycetes; Eurotiales; Aspergillaceae. The transcript is spliced from 4 exons. The coding region runs from base 1 to 186 and encodes 61 amino acids. The record is from RefSeq and is a predicted model, not a curated record.
AUGCAACCAAUCCAUUUCCUUUUCGCAUUUAUGAUUGCUACUGUGAUGGCAUCUCCAAUCAACGAAGGGCAAUCCAAAGCGUUGGCCGAGCGUCAGCAGUCGGAUAAGGAUGACCGCACAGAGCUGAUGGGAAUGGCAACCGAUAGAAUAAAUGGCAACCGACAGAAUACCUCCCUGGUCGGAUAG